Messenger RNA from Neopelma chrysocephalum (saffron-crested tyrant-manakin), 513 nucleotides. RefSeq names its product regulator of hemoglobinization and erythroid cell expansion (gene RHEX). NCBI's taxonomy places the organism in Eukaryota, Metazoa, Chordata, Aves, Passeriformes, Pipridae. The record is from RefSeq and is a predicted model, not a curated record. Bases 1 to 513 code for a protein of 170 amino acids. The transcript has 6 exons. Gene Ontology annotation, cellular component: plasma membrane.
AUGUCGACCUCGGAGACGCCUCACCAGGAGAAUGAUCUGUUGUGGAUAUUUGUCAUCAUCUCAGCUGUCACUUUGCUCCUGUAUGCUCUCCUCUUGCUGUCACUUUACUUCAUGCUCAGCAGGAAAAUAGCCCAGCAUUCCCAUGGGAUGCAGGGGUCCAGCAGCCCUGUGGCACAGCCCACCCCGGAUCCCACCCCAUCAGCAGGAGGGGCCAAGGCACAACAACCAGCACCAGCCUAUGCAGGGAGCAGCGACACCUCCUCGGACACCUCCUCGGACUCAUCUGACAGUCCUUCCUGCCCACAGGGCCAAGGCUCAGGAGGAAACAUCAACUACACAUCCCUGGUCUUCCCAGGGAAAGGCCGUGGGGCAGAGUCUGCCAAGGAUUAUGAGAACAUGAAGACUGGGACUGACUAUGUCAACGUGGACCCCAAGAAGAAGAAAGCACAUCUCUGGCCCUGCUCCAGCCCCGUGGCAUCCAAGCCUGUGGAGUACACUGAGGUGAAGCUGUGA